AUGGCCAAAAUCUCUCGAGCAUUUCUCCAAUCGGCCACAUCGAGCUCGGCGCCAUUUCUUUACCAGACCCGCACACUUGCGCCGUUAUCACAAUCGCUAUGUCGAUACCCUCCGAUCAACCGGCUUCAACGUCAAUACUCGGGGAGUAAUGCCCCCAAGAAUGAUGAACCAUUCAAAGAUGGUUCAGCAUUCCGAAAAAGCCAGAGCCCGGGAAAUUCCUCUGUGAUAUCACCAAGUUCGACGACAAACGAUCGUCCUGCACCUCGGCGAAGUUUUCUGCGCCGCCGCGCUGAAGAGGUCGCCCCGAAGAUCGAGCCCACUGAGCAAGCACCCUUGUCGCGGCCGCUCCAGACUAUUACCCCUGCCGAGAAAAUGAUAUUUGCGGACUUGCUGAAACAACUCAAGAAAGAGCAGCCAGCUGCGAAAACCACAAAACCGUCCCGGGCAUCAACGCGUCGACCCAAGCCAGAGAACGUCAACGAUUUGAUUGCGUUGUUUGAUGAUAUAUUUGAUAAGAGUGAAAAGGAAGCAGCGGAGAAGAAAAAGAAGCAAGAGAAAGAAAAAGAGAAAGCUGCGUCUGCCGCGCGCGGGGAUUUCCAGAAAAAGCCAUUUGAUAUACCAGGAGGCUCGGGCAAGAUUCGCUAUAGUGAUCUCGGCUUUUCGGCGAUAGCUUCUAAGGCCAACCCCGACUUUGAGAUCACGAUCAGCGAUGCUGUUGAUAUCGUAAUAAAACGGGAGUCGAAGAGGAUUGAAGAUGAGCUUUUCAAGGCAAUUGAAGAGGGUAGAGGCGAUAUGGGAUUAUGGGAGGAGUGUCAAGAGCACAUUUUCGGCAUGUUGCAACAUUUGGAAGAACCAACGCAAUCGUCAAAUACAGUUGCAGACGGUUCUUCAUCUUCGGGCACGAUGGACGAAAAAGACAAGCCAGUGCUCCCUUCUGGUCCUCUCAACAUCCCCGCCGUGGUACCUAUCACCCCGGUACUUGCAAAGCUCUACCCAAAGACCCUCCUCGUCGCGUUCCGUCUUCUGAACACUCAUUUCCCGGAAUCGCAACUCAUCGGUCAAUUCCGCUCCACUAUCAAAAACCAAGGCCGUACGUCCUCCGUCCUCGGAACAUCCUCUGCACUCUGCGAUGAGAUGAUCUAUUUCCACUGGCACGGCUGCAACGAUCUCCCAGCCGUGAUAGGACUCCUGCAUGAUAUGGAUCUUCACGGUCUGUCACCGAGCCCGAAAUCCCACCGGCUUUUGAAGGACAUUGUUCGCCAGCGUUUCCGUGACUUGGACUCGGUACGUCAGUCUGAGACUGGGACGGCCUCCUUCUGGCAGUUGCCUCCGAACCAAACGGCUUUUGAGGAGCUUUCUGGGCCUGGUGGCUGGUUGGAUAGGUUGGAUGAGCACGCUCGGCGCGAGAGUGCAGUUCCGUUCACAUCCGAUUGA
Messenger RNA from Penicillium maclennaniae, 1434 nucleotides. RefSeq lists its product as uncharacterized. Gene Ontology annotation, cellular component: mitochondrion. Lineage: Eukaryota; Fungi; Ascomycota; Eurotiomycetes; Eurotiales; Aspergillaceae. The coding region runs from base 1 to 1434 and encodes 477 amino acids. The record is from RefSeq and is a predicted model, not a curated record. The transcript has a single exon.